GCCCCAGGCGGGGUCGCUGAGGCCUCAGGAGGAGAAAACACAGGACCUGCUGUGGAAGCCAGGGCCUCACAGAGGUGAGCAGGGACUGCCACUGGUUUAGUCCCGGGGCCCAGUGGGGGCCAACAUCACCUCCUUGGCCUCCCAUGGCAAGGAGCCAGCCCGCGGAGUGUGGGUGUCCCAGGGGCGUGGGUGUCCCGGAAGUGUGGGUGUCCCAGGGGCGUGGGUGGCUUGGGGGCGUGGGUGUCCCGGGGGCGUGGGUGUCCCGGGAGCGGUUGUCUGGGGAGCGGUGUUCCGGGAGUGUGGGUGUCCUGGGAGUGUGGGUGUCCUGGGGGCGUGGGUGUCCCGGGAGUGAGAGUGUCCCAGGGGCCUGGAUGUCGGGGACUGCAGGGACAUGGGCCUCCCCUCCCACUCCUGCUGCCCGGGGCACCUCCCCUGAGGACUCCGCGUCCAAGAGCUCCCACCUCCUGGAUUCUUUGGUGACCCCCGCCUGCAUCCUCAGCCUCCUUCCAAACCAGACCGGUUCUCUAGGGACGCGGACGUGUGAAACUGAUUUUAAAGGAAACAGGCGGGGGCGUUUCUCUCGGCCCCACGUGGCCCAGUAGCGCCCACCUUCCGUCCCUUCUUCCGCGCUCAGUAACCGAUUUAGGCCGCUCCUGCAGAACGCGGGCUCCUGCCCACCUGCCACCUGCGUCCACCUGAGGCCUCGUCCUCCCAGCAAAGGUCGUCCCUCCCGAACGCGCCUCCUGCGGCCUCUCCAGAGCUCCCGCGCGUCCUCUCGGCCUCCUCCCGGGCCUCCCUCUCCCGCCUGCCCCGCGGCCCGGCUAGUCUCCCCUCGCGGGCUGAGGCGGGUUCAGGCAGCGCGGCCGUCCCGGGGGUCACUCCUCAUCCACCACCGCGUGGUGCCCACAGCUCACAGCUCCCGGGAGACGGUCCCCUCAGCUGCAGGGCGUCCUGAAGAACGGCCUGCUCGGAGCUGAGCGCACGGGCUUGCGUCGCCCUGGGCGCCCUUGGCCCUCGCCAACCCCGUUUUCCAUGGGCAAAGCGGGGGUCCUACUUGCCUACAAGUAACCGUCGGGGUUACGGAGAGGCCAGGAGCUGCAGCCGGGGGCUCUGCUCUCAGGACCGGCCCCAGGAGGAUCCGCGAGGUCUGGCGCUCCGAGGGGUCGCAGGGCACAGAGGGGCCCCGAGCGGAGGAGGGGGAGGCGGCAGGAGCCCAGGACCGCCCAGAGCCGGCGAGGAAGCCUGGGGCUCGGUGUCGGGGGAGCCGGGCAGGGGCCGCGCCUCGGACCCUCAGCUGCAGGGCGUCCUGAAGAACGGCCUGCUCGGGGCUGAGCGCACGGGCUUACCUCGCCCUGGGGCGGGGCUUGGGGAAGGCAGAUCUGGCCGCCGGAGACGCGGUGCGGAUGGAGACGAGGGGCGGAUGGAGACGAGGGAUUUGGGGUUCAGCGGAUCCUGUGCACCGCCAAGGCAGCGUUGGCGCGCGGUUCAUGUGGGCCCAGGCGGGUGCCCAGCACCCGGGCCGCGCCGCCUUCUCCUCGCCGGCAUUAACCCCCAGCCUCACAUUUAUGCGGCGGUGCCCGCGGCCCCCUUCGGCCCAGCUUCCGCGCGUGCCCCUGAGCGCGCCCUCGGGAUCAGCCCCUGGAAGCGGAGAGGCCGGGCCGGGAAGGAUGAGCGAGGCGGGUGAUCGCCCCAGGAACACCGCGGGGAGGACGCCCAGCCAGGCCUGCGAGCAGCGCCGCUCCCCUCCCCCAGGACGGGGUGGGAAACCGCGAUGCCCCCGCUGCGUGGGGCAGGGCCGUGGGGCAGUCUCCGAGGACUGGGCGCGGCAAGCGGUGAGCGUUUCAUGGAACUCGCGUUUUUCAGUCUUCGUAACCCAGGAAGAAGCCCACGGCGUCCUGCACAGGCAGCGGCGCGCCAACUCGUUCCUGGAGGAGCUGCGGCCGGGCUCCCUGGAGAGGGAGUGCAAGGAGGAGCAAUGCUCCUUCGAGGAGGCCCGGGAGAUCUUCAAGGACCUGGAGAGGACGAAGCUGUUCUGGAUUUCUUACAGUGAUGGGGACCAGUGUGCCUCAAAUCCGUGCCAGAAUGGGGGCUCCUGCAAGGACCAGCUCCAGUCCUAUAUCUGCUUCUGCCUGCCUUCCUUCGAGGGCCGGAACUGUGAGAAGAACAAGGACGACCAGCUGAUCUGCGUGAACGAGAACGGCGGCUGUGAGCAGUACUGCAGUGACCACGCGGGCGCCAGGCGCUCCUGUUGGUGCCACGAGGGGUACUCGCUGCUGGCAGACGGGGUGUCCUGCAUGCCCACAGUUGAAUAUCCAUGUGGAAAAAUACCUAUUCUGGAAAAAAGAAAUGCCAGCAAACCCCAAGGCCGAAUUGUCGGGGGCAGGGUGUGCCCCAAAGGGGAGUGUCCAUGGCAGGUCCUGUUGUUGGUGAAUGGAGCUCAGCUGUGUGGAGGGACCCUGAUAAACACCAUCUGGGUGGUCUCUGCGGCUCACUGUUUCGACAAAAUCAAGAGCUGGAGGAACUUGACCGCGGUGCUGGGCGAGCACGACCUCAGUGAGCACGAAGGGGAUGAACAGAGCCGGCGGGUGGUGCAGGUCAUCAUCCCCAGCACGUAUGUCCUGGGCGCCACCAACCACGACAUCGCGCUGCUCCGCCUGCAGCGGCCCGUGGUCCUCACUGACCAUGUGGUGCCCCUCUGCCUGCCCGAACGGACGUUCUCUGAGAGGACGCUGGCCUUCGUGCGCUUCUCGUUGGUCAGCGGCUGGGGUCAGCUGCUGGACCGUGGUGCCACAGCCCUGGAGCUCAUGGCCCUCAACGUGCCCCGGCUGAUGACCCAGGACUGCCUGCAGCAGUCACGGAAGGCGGAAGCCUCCCCGAAUAUCACGGAGUACAUGUUCUGUGCCGGCUACUCGGAUGGCAGCAGGGACUCCUGCAAGGGGGACAGUGGAGGCCCACACGCCACCCGCUACCGGGGCACGUGGUACCUGACAGGCAUCGUCAGCUGGGGCCAGGGCUGCGCGGCCGUGGGCCACUUCGGGGUGUACACCAGGGUCUCCCAGUACAUCGAGUGGCUGCAAAAGCUCAUGCACUCAGAGCCACGUCCAGGCGUCCUCCUGCGAGCCCCAUUUCCCUAGCCUAGCAGCCCUGCCCCCUGGAGAGAAAGCCAAGGCUGUGUAGAACUGUCCUGGCACAAAAUCCCAUCGAUUUUUCUGCAGUUCAUGGGGUAGAGGAGGGCAUGGGAGGGAGGAAGAGGUGGGGAGGGAGACAGAGACAGAAACAGAGAGACAGAGAGAGACUGAGGGAGAGAUUCUGAGGACAUGGAGAGACUCAAAGAGACUCCAUGAUUCAAAGAGCCUAAUAGAGACACAGAGAAGGAAUCGAAAAGAUGAGAUGCAGAGGCAGACAGGCGCUGGGCAGAGGGGCAGGGGAAUGGCGCGGGUGUCCUGGAGGCAGACAGCCCAGCUGAGCCUCCUUAUCUCCCUUCAGCCAAGCCCACCUGCCCGUGAUCUGCUGGCCUCAGGCUGCUGUUCUGCCUUCAUUGCUGGAGACACUAGAGGCAUGUACACACGUGGAUGCAUACACACAUACCAAUGCACACACACAGAGAUAUGCACACACAACGGAUGCACACACAGAGGGUCACACAGAUAUGCAAACACACUGACACACAUAUAGAGAUAUGCACAUACACGGAUGCAUAUACACAGAUAUGCGCACACACAGAUGCGUGCACACCACACCAGUGCACACACACACUAAUGCACACACACGGAUGCAGAGAGAUAUGCACACAUCGAUGUGCACAUACACAGAUAUGCACACACACAGAUGCACACACACAGAUAUGCACACACAUGGAUGAGUGCACACACACCAAUGUACACACACAGAUAUGCACACAUGGAUGCACGCACACCGAUGCUGACUCCAUGUGUGCUGUCCUCCAAAGGCGGUUGUUUAGCUCUCACUUUUCUCGUUCUUAUCCAUUAUCAUCUUCAUUUCAGACAAUUCAGAAGCAUCACCAUGCAUGUUGGCAAAUGCCCCAAACUCUCCCCCAAAUGUAUUUCUCCCUACACUGGGUGCCGGGCUGCACAGGCCGUUCCCCACCGGCUUCCCAACUUCACAAUAAAUGGCUGCAUCUCCUCCGCACGCCUGUGGGGCCUGCCACCCACCGUGUAGCCUGUGAUUCAUUUUCAGAGCCCCCAGUGCUCAUCCUCUGAGAUGCUUUUUUCUUUCACAGUUUUCAGCAUCACUGAAAUGAACCCUCACAUGGCAGCUGUUCUUUUUAAAAACAAAAGCUCUUUGAUAGAUGUUUGAGGCUGUAGCUCCCAGGACCCUGUGGAAUUGGAUGUUCUCUCCCUGCCACAGCCCUUGUCAAUGAUAUUUCGCAGAGACCCUGGGAGCACCUGCUCGAGAAUCAGGGACAUACCACUAAAUGCAAGUUCCCAGGCCCUGGCGGCAGUGGGAGGACCUGGCAAACUGCACUCUUGCUGAGUCCCCAGGGUGGUGGGGGAAGAAUGAGAAACACAUGAGCAGAGAAAUGGGGAGGUGACAGACACUGCCCGCACUCAGACUCCGGCAAGCAUGGCUCAGAGAGCGGACUCAAUGCCAUCCCUGCAGGGCCGUCCUGGGCACCAGUGGCACUCACAGCAGCAAGGCAGGCACCAGCAACCCACCUCAGGGGCACUCAGGCAACAUCUACUUUAGAGCAGACAGGGUCCGUGAACUACAGCCGAGGGCUGCUUCCAAGCCACCCUGCUCUUGUAAAUAAAGUUUUAUGGGAACACA
Messenger RNA from Chlorocebus sabaeus (green monkey), 4788 nucleotides. It is a transcript of the gene F7, whose product is annotated as coagulation factor VII. Lineage: Eukaryota; Metazoa; Chordata; Mammalia; Primates; Cercopithecidae. Gene Ontology annotation, cellular component: extracellular region. Gene Ontology annotation, biological process: proteolysis. Gene Ontology annotation, molecular function: calcium ion binding; serine-type endopeptidase activity. The record is from RefSeq and is a predicted model, not a curated record.